CCUAGGUAGCGCUUUCGAAAUUUCCCGUUUAACGGGGGGGCUUUGUUCUUGGCUCUAUUUCAUUGCUCCAGCCAAAAUGGGAAGAGCUACUGCGUGAGCGAUGAAGGAUUCCGCCAAAAGGUUUCUCCUCCUCCCUUUCUCCGGCCUCCUGCCAUCGUCAAUCUGCGUCCUCCUCGCCGCCGCGCUCGUCUUCUUGGCAGCUCUCACGAUCCCAAACCUGGGACUGGGAUUCUCACCGCCGCUGGAGCUCCUCCUCAUCCAUCCCUACGCGCCGAUCGCUCAAUCGCCUGGGAAUCUCUCCACCGCCGCGCCGCCGAGCGAUCCAGGUAGCCGAUCGGUGCCAAAUCUUGCUCAAAAUAUUUCGGUGCCAGCUCGAGGAGGAGGAGGAGGAAGAGGAGGAGGAGGAGGGGAUUCCAUCGAUCGCGAGGCGCGAGUGUGCGAUCUCUACACAGGCAAGUGGACGCCGGAUCCGCGCGGUCCCCUGUACCGCAACGAUGCGUGCCCCAUUCUUUCGCAGGCACAGAACUGUCAAGGGAAUGGAAGGCCGGACAGAGAUUACGAGUCUUGGAGAUGGGUACCCGAUGGCUGCGACCUUGCGCGCUUCAACGCCACCGAGUUCUUGCGCAUCAUGCGAGGCAAGGUCCUGGGAUUCGUGGGCGAUUCCGUGGCCAGGAACCAGAUGGAAUCGCUCAUGUGUAUCCUAAUGCAGGUGGAGAACCCCGUGAACAAAGGCAAUAAGAGGAUGCAACGCUGGUUUUUCCGCUCGAGCAAGGUGACCAUCGUCCGGAUCUGGUCGUCAUGGCUGGUGAAAUCCACGCCCGGCGACGCCUCGGUGAAGAACGCAACGAGAGUUCACAUCGAUCAACCCGACGCCAACUUCAUGGACUUCCUUCCCAGCGCGGACGUGCUCGUCAUCUCGUCCGGCCACUGGUUCGUGAAGAAGUCGGCGUUCAUGCGGGGUGGCCAGGUGGUGGGAACUCAGGGGUGGCACAGGCCGAACGCCACCAUGACCACCAGCGAAGCCUUCGCAGCGUCCAUGACCACGGCCCUCACCGCCAUCGCCGCCAGCCGGAGCUACAAGGGACUCACGGUUUUUCGGACGUUCUCGCCGGAUCACUACAUCGGGGGGUCGUGGAACACGGGGGGGUCGUGCACGGGGAUCACGAAGCCUCUCACGGACAACGAGGUGAAACGGAUUGGCAGCAGCGUCUUCACGAGCGAGAUGAGGCGGAUCCAACUCGAGGCGUUCGCGGAGGCGAAGAGGAACGCGAGCGGAGGAGGAGCCAGGCUGGUGCUCAUGGACGUGACUCGGGUGUUUGAGUACCGGGCAGACGGGCACCCGGGAUCGUUUCGAAGCAAAGAUCCCAGCGGCAAGGUGGCGGCGCAGGACUGUCUCCACUGGUGCAUGCCUGGACCCGUCGAUACGUGGAACGAGUUCUUGCUCCACAUCAUCGUCACGCACAAGAUCAACACGGCGCCUUGAUCCAUCAUCCAUUCUUUCGGGAAGCUCUCCAAUCCAUCUGUAAGUUUUGAUUCUUUGCAAGGGAAAGAAAGUUGCUA
This is a messenger RNA of Selaginella moellendorffii, 1560 nucleotides long. Its product is annotated as protein YLS7. Gene Ontology annotation, molecular function: O-acetyltransferase activity. The record is from RefSeq and is a predicted model, not a curated record. The transcript is spliced from 2 exons. NCBI's taxonomy places the organism in Eukaryota, Viridiplantae, Streptophyta, Lycopodiopsida, Selaginellales, Selaginellaceae. Gene Ontology annotation, cellular component: Golgi apparatus. Bases 101 to 1483 code for a protein of 460 amino acids.